GCUGAGUUGCUGCCUUCAAGUGAAGUUGUGUUGAAACCGAGUGAUGUGGCUUUAAAAAUAAGCAGCGAGAAAAAAUCAUGAAAAAGUUAAAUUUUACUUGUUUUGUACAUAUUAGCUGUUUAGUUUUAGUGUUUACCGUUGCCGGAAGCGGUGCAAAAGAAUGCGGCGAUGCGAAAUGCAAAGCUCCGAUCGCCAAGGGAUAUGCGACGCUGAGUUACAUGGGAGGAGGUGGCCAGAAGGUGAAUAUGAAAAAGGGUGAAAAGUUGCUGAUUCUCGGGCGCGAUUUCGGCAAAGAUAAGGAUUUUCUUGUACAGACAGUGAAUGGAAUAACGGGUUUAGCGAGCACCAAAUUCGUUCGAGAGACGGAGAUUCUCAUAUCACGUAAGAAUCGAAUCCUUAUUCCGGAAGAAGAGUCACAGGAAGAAAUUAAUCCGAGUGCUACUACCGAACCGAGUGUAGUGGACGGAACUACAAUCAGUAGUGUUCCCUUGACAAACCCAUCUGUUGCACCACAAGAACCUGCACCGGUUGAGGAGAAAACUCCAGAUUUGGAAGUCGUUCCUUCAAAUCAAGAUUCAACAACUCUUCCAAUGGAGAACAAGGAAAGUUCUGAAACGAAAACCGCGGAGGUAAUAGAAGCUAAAGUGAACAAAAAUGAAGUUGUGGAAGAAGAUGAAGAUGAAGAAAGUGAAGAGAAUGACGGUGAAGAGGAUGACGGUGAAGAAGAGCAAGAGGAAAACGAAGAUGAAGAAGAUGUUGAAAGUGUAAGUGCCGAUCAUGAUACAUUCAAGUUGAAUAACAUAUCGAUAGAGCAAUCUAGCACAGGAGAGUUAUCCGAGAGUGAAAAGGUUAGUCAAGAAGUAAUGAUAAAAGAAAAAGAAAUUUCAGACAAACAGGAAUUACCUGCUAGCGAACAUACCACGUCUUCAAUGGAGAAUUCUACAGCAGACGCUGAAUUUGCAUCAUCAAAAGAAAACUCUGCUGCUUUUGUAGAGGCCGUGGCAUCAAAGGAAAAUUUGGCACACGAUUCAAAUGAACCAGUAACUGUAACGGAAGUACCAUUAGUUAACGAACAUGAAGUACACCCACCUACAGAACCAGUUGAAACUACUACAGCAAAUUCGGUGGAAGAACUAUCCAGCGAGACUACUGCAUCUUCUACCACAUUUCAAGAUGUGGUUGAGCAGACUACGAUACCAUCAAAUUUACCUUAUGACACUCCUCGAUUGGAAAUACCUGUAACAGAACAACCUGAGGAAAUUCCGGAGUCGGUUACUUUUAAUCCAAAUACCGUCGACAUAGAAGCUCCCACAUCCACAGAAUCAGCACUACCUCAAGCACCCUCUGGUUUACUCAAGGGAGGUCUAGGUAGCCUUUUAUCCCAUUCACAUCAUCAUCAUCAUCACCACGGUCAUGACCAUGGACAUGACCACCACGGUCACGAACACCAUCUGCAUGUUCACCAUGAAGACGGUCAUCACCAUGAGCAACAACAAACGAAAGAGAUCGUUCAGCAACCAGCGGAAGUAGAAGGACAGAAGCAGGCAACAUCGGAGGAUCAUCAACGUGAUGUGCCGCUUUUGGAAGAGGUUGGAAAACAACCAUUGGAUGAAAUUUCGACCCAGACGCAACCACUGGAGGAAAGGACACUGGAUUUUUCUUUCCAUGAAGAAGCCGUUGACCAUAAAAUUCAGUCGGUGCAACAGGAGGAUGUUCCAGAAGACGGCUAUUGCGACCAACAGUCUUGUCCACAACCAAACCCAUCUCAGCUCCCAAGCCAUCAUCAGCAUGCAAACGGAUUCCAUCAUCCAAUGGUAAAGGGUGGUCCCAACAAUUUGGAAAUUCUUGAAAACGAUCACUAUACCACAGAAACACCAGAAGCCGAAGUGAAAAAUGAGGAGGAAGAGUUGGACUAUGCAAAAAUGUUCGUCCUUGAGCUGUUCAAAUUGAGUGACUUGAUUCUUUUGCUGGCCGUCACAUCAUUUACGUUGAUCGUGUUCUCGUUGGGUCACUAUUUGAUCAACAAAAACCGGAAGGAGAAACCGUUGAUCUACAAGCUCAAUAUGGUAGAACGGGAUCUGAUGGCAUCUCAUAAGGAAAACGCCAUGCUCAAGAGUGAUCUGGCCGAAACGAAACACAAGCUCACCAGCAUCGAAAACAAUUCGUUCGGUUCCAAUGAUAUGGUCAUCGCCCUCCGACAGGAACUGGAAGACAGCGAGCAGACCAAACUGGAAAUGCAGGAACAGAUCACUUCGCUGGAAAAGGAACUGGAAAAUGCCGCCGAAGCUGGCUUGGAACUGAACAAAAUGGUUGCCGAGCUGCUGAAUCAAAGCGGUAGCGAUUCAAUCGCUUUGACUGUGGACGAGCUGCAGAAACAGCUGAACGAACAACAGCAAACAAUUCUGUCGAUGAAUACGACCCUGGCGGACAAGAGCCGAGAAAACAGCGAACUACAGAUAACGCUUGCCAAUCAGACGACCAGGUUCCAACAGGACAUAGAGGAGCUCCAACAGUCGUUGAACGACGUUAGAUUGGAGAAGAAUAACCUGGAGAUCGAACUGAAUAAUAUUAGGAGUGGACAGGGAUCUCAGCUGGAUAUUUUGAGAAAGGAAACAGGAACCGAAAUCGCCAAGCUUAACAAGGAAGUCAAGUCAUAUCAAUCGAAAUGGGAAGAGGCCAAAAAGGGGCUGAGCACAGCGGAGGCGAAGGUUGAAGCUUUGGAAGAUUGCAUUAAGGAUAUUAAGAAAGGUAAAGCUGGAGGUACGGUGGACGGGUUGAUUGAUUCCGCAGAGCUGAAAGCGCAGUUGACGGUCUUGAAUAAGGAGAAGGCCAACCUGCAGGAUCGGUUGCAGGGAGAGAUUGUUGCACGCCAACUCCUGGAGGACCAUGUUAAAAUCAUCAAUGAGGAUAUUUCUUCGCUCAAAAAAGAGUUCGGCCAAGCCGAGAAAGAUAAACUAGAAGCGGAAACCCGGCUGGAAGUAUUAUCGUCCUACUUUAAAGAUAAGGAAACUCAACUGCAAAAGGAAUUGAGUAUCAAGGAAGCAAUGUGGAUGCAACAACAGGGUGAAACCACGAGCACAGUCGAGAGGAUUCGACUGAUGCAGGAUGAAACUCAACAAUUAAAAUCCCAAAAUGAUAAACUUCGUGCUGAAAUCGAAGCUCAAGCCACUGCCCACAAAGCGCAGUAUACCGCGCUGGAGACCCGCUCACACGAUGCCUGGCUAGCGGCCCGUCAGGCCGAACGCCGUCUCGAGGAAUCACGUAACGAAUCCAGUGCAUUGCGGCGUAAACUCACCGCCCUCGGAGAUGUUUCCGUCAACAACGUAACAACCGAUGGUCUCAUCCCCAACACUAUUACCCCGGCGGACAUGAACCUCACCGCCCCAUCUCCAAUCAGGGUAGAAUCCCCCAACGCUCCUCCUAUGAUGGCACUACCUCCGCCUCCGUUCAUGCCUCCACCUUUCGUAUCUCCCUUCAUGCCCCCUUUCAUGCCUCCUCCGGGCCCGGGAGAAAUGCGCCCCGCCCCUCUAGGUCGCCUAAUGUCUCCUCCCCCGCCGAACCGAUACAGUCCCAGCCUGAUCGAUAGUCGUGAUCGGUACACCCCUGAACGAGGCCGUUACUCGCCGGACAGCCGGUACCAAUACUCUGUGAUGUCCAACUACGAAACGGAAACUGAUUUUAGUCCUCCACCUUCACCACCACCACACUCGCGCCGAUCGAAUUACGAUCGCGAGCGUGAUCAUCGAUCGGAUCGCGACCGGGACCGAGAUCAUGAUCUGCGCGAUCGGGAUCGGGACGUCCGGGAGCGAGAUGGCCGUACUAGUGGCAAUGCAGGUGGCGUUGACCGAGGCAGCGGAGCCGGCGGAUAUCCGAAAGCAUUCUCGCCUCCGAGCAUGCGGACUACCUCGCCGCCCAUCCAGGAUCCUAGGAACAAAAAAUACCAAGGUGGCGGUUUCAGUUCCGGCUCGCAAGACUCGAUGUCCACCCGGAAGAGCGGCAAACAGUAUAAGAACAGUAAACCGACGGCGUAACUCGGUGCGAGGAUAGGAAUGGUUAUGUGUACUACCUGCACAUGAAUAUGAUUAGAAUAGCGAAAUGUUGUGUGUAUUUAAAUAUAUAUAUGAGGAACGGCUUUCUACUUCAUGUUGAGGUUAUGAACAUUUAAGCACUUUGAUUUUACCUUAUGGUUCCUUCCUAGAAAUGACCUCAGCCAAUAGGAGUACCUAUUCGAUAUUCAUCUAAUCAAAAUUUUACUGUCUAUUGCAUCUUCUUGAUUAGUUUGGAUAUGUAAAUUACCGACCAUUACAAAAAUGCUGAUAAAUCUGAAAAUAUUGUAUAUUCUGAACACGGAUUUUGUUGGAAGCAUUUAUGUUAAGAGUAGGUAUUUGAAAAGAAUUUAUAUUGUGUCCUCCCUUUGUACAAAUCAUACAGUGCUGUUGCAAUAGUUAGCUAUGUAAAGCGUUGAAUAUCUUUGCAUUGAAACAAAGUUAUUCAAAUCUUAAUCACAAUAAAAACCAAUUUAUACGAA
This is a messenger RNA of Armigeres subalbatus, 4528 nucleotides long. RefSeq names its product transport and Golgi organization protein 1-like. The record is from RefSeq and is a predicted model, not a curated record. Lineage: Eukaryota; Metazoa; Arthropoda; Insecta; Diptera; Culicidae. The coding region runs from base 78 to 4031 and encodes 1317 amino acids. The transcript is spliced from 9 exons.